CAGCAGCGCCCACAGUUGCCAAAUCGCACGCAAUAUAGGCGCCCACAGCUAAAGUUGAUCCUCGAAGAAGAUAAAAACUAAAAAGGCGACUUCUCUUGUCUUUAACUUAGUCCUCUCAUCGAUCCAUUGUCUGUCCCUUGUCUAAUGGAUUCCGUCUUCUCUAACGUUGCUCGUGCUCCCGAAGAUCCUAUUCUCGGUGUAACUGUUGCUUACAACAAUGAUCCUAACCCCGUUAAGAUCAAUUUGGGUGUCGGUGCCUACCGAACUGAGGAAGGGAAGCCUCUCGUUCUUGAUGUGGUUCGUAAGGCAGAGCAACUGCUCGUGAAUGAUCCGUCCCGGGUCAAGGAAUACAUUCCCAUUGUUGGUAUCGCUGAUUUUAACAAGUUAAGCGCCAAGCUCAUCUUAGGUGCUGACAGUCCUGCAAUCAAAGAGAAUAGAGUUGCUACCAUCCAGUGCUUGUCUGGUACUGGUUCCUUGAGAGUUGGGGCUGAGUUUCUCAAAAAACACUACCACCAAGGUGUCAUUUACAUUCCAAAACCAACUUGGGGGAACCAUCCAAAAGUUUUCAACCUGGCAGGCUUGUCUGUGGAGUAUUUCCGCUACUAUGAUCCUGCAACCCGUGGUCUUGACUUCAAAGGCUUGCUCGAGGAUCUUGGCGCUGCACCAUCUGGAGCUAUUGUUUUACUUCAUGCAUGUGCACACAAUCCCACUGGAGUUGACCCAACGUCUGAACAGUGGGAACAGAUUCGACAACUCAUGAGAUCUAAAAGCUUAUUACCCUUUUUUGAUAGUGCUUAUCAGGGUUUUGCUAGUGGUAGCCUUGACACAGAUGCACAGUCCGUCCGUACAUUUGUUGCUGAUGGUGGUGAAUGCUUGAUAGCUCAAAGCUAUGCCAAAAAUAUGGGACUUUAUGGGGAACGUGUUGGUGCCCUUAGCAUUGUCUGCAAGUCGGCAGAUGUGGCUAGUAAGGUUGAGAGCCAGGUGAAACUUGUUGUUCGGCCCAUGUAUUCGAGCCCACCUAUUCAUGGAGCAUCAAUUGUUGCCACCAUUCUGAAAAGCAGUGAUAUGUACAACAACUGGACCAUCGAGCUGAAAGAAAUGGCUGACCGCAUAAAGAGCAUGCGCCAACAGUUAUUUGAAGCUAUACAAGCUAGAGGCACACCUGGUGACUGGACUCACAUUAUCAAACAGAUCGGGAUGUUUACUUUUACCGGAUUGAACAAGGAGCAAGUUGAAUUCAUGACCAAAGAGUUUCACAUUUACAUGACCUCUGACGGGAGAAUAAGCAUGGCAGGUCUAAGUUCGAAGACAGUGCCGCACCUCGCGGAUGCUAUGCAUGCUGCAGUGACCCGCCUCGGCUAAACUAGCGACAACAUAUAUAUUUUUGCUGUUUCUACAAAUAAAAUGGGAGAAAACAACAGCGUUUUUGUUGGCUUAUUAUACUAUGGAUUUUUUGUUUCCUCAUGUCUUUUGACUAAGGAUGGUUUAAUCAAACCAAACCGAGUAUUGUGACAUUGAGAUCUACCAUUUCUAAGGAAAAUAUUGGUUACUUUAAUC
Molecule: messenger RNA, 1557 nt
Organism: Arabidopsis lyrata subsp. lyrata
Lineage: Eukaryota; Viridiplantae; Streptophyta; Magnoliopsida; Brassicales; Brassicaceae
Product: aspartate aminotransferase, cytoplasmic isozyme 1
Exons: 12
Coding region: 145-1362 (405 amino acids)
Biological process (GO): amino acid metabolic process; biosynthetic process
Cellular component (GO): mitochondrion
Molecular function (GO): pyridoxal phosphate binding; L-aspartate:2-oxoglutarate transaminase activity
Source: RefSeq, a predicted model, not a curated record